UAAAAUAAAAAAAGAGGGUCUAUAUCAUAAAAUUCAAGAUCACAUUCGAGUUAAGAAAAAGAAUAAUAAUAAUAAUAAUAAUACUCUCUUUAUCAAAAAUUAAUAUUCGAAAAUGUCGAGGGAAGAAGUAGUGGUGCUUGAUUGCUGGUGCAGCUCAUGUGCAAUGAGAGUGAAAAUUGCACUAGCAGAGAAGGGAGUGGAGUUUGAAUGCAAAGAUCAGAACUUAGCUGAAAAGGGGUCGUCGUUACUACUUGAGAUGAACCCGAUUCAUAAAUUGGUUCCGGUUUUGAUCCAUAAUGGCAAACCCAUUUGUGAGUCACUUUUAAUUGUUGAGUAUAUUGAUCAAGUUUGGACUCACUCAUCUCCUCUGCUUCCAACUGAUCCUUACCUCCGAUCUCAAGCUAGAUUUUGGGGCCAAUUUGUUGACAAUAAGAUAUACGAGGGUGCAAAAAAAGUAUGGAGGACAAAAGGAGAAGAGGAAGAGAAAGCCAAAAAGGAGUUUAUUGAGAACUUGAAGAUAUUAGAAGGGGUGAUUAAUAAUCAACAGUUUUUUGGAGGUGAUACUCUUGGUUACAUUGAUAUAGCAUUAAUUCCAAUUGCACCUUGGUUUUAUGCUUUCGAAAAGUUCGGGAAUUUCAGCAUUGAGGCUAGUUGUCCCAAAAUUGUUACAUGGGCUAAAAGAUGUAUGGAGAAAUCGAGUGUAUCGGGUUCCUUACCCGAUUUUGAUAAAUUUUAUUAUUCCUUUGCCUUCGACAUCAAAAAAGUUCUCGGGCUCGACUAAACCUACUUUAAAUCUUCAAUAACCACUCCAAAGAUUUGGUCAUGGAACAUGUUACAUGUAGGAGAGCUUACAAAUUGCCGCACACCUUACAGAAAUAAUUUUAUUUCCUUCUGUUUGUGUUGUUGAAAAUGUAGUAGGUACUUUAUUAAUUUUUCGGAAUAAGUGAAAUCUAUAUUUCUAUUAAAA
Molecule: messenger RNA, 967 nt
Organism: Chenopodium quinoa (quinoa)
Lineage: Eukaryota; Viridiplantae; Streptophyta; Magnoliopsida; Caryophyllales; Amaranthaceae
Product: probable glutathione S-transferase parA
Exons: 2
Coding region: 113-781 (222 amino acids)
Biological process (GO): glutathione metabolic process
Cellular component (GO): cytoplasm
Molecular function (GO): glutathione transferase activity
Source: RefSeq, a predicted model, not a curated record